GAGUCACUGCAGUCACAGGCUCACAGCUCGCAGCUGGAGGACAAAGCAUCGACAACGCUAAUGCAGGAGGAUGCUCUGACGAUCCGUUACCACCCAGAAUAAUACCCGGACAGUGCCUUGAGAGGACGAAUACGACGGUUCAUGACUGGUGGCGACUUCGAGUACAGAACGGAACCGAACUCUGACAUACGCGAACCUGACAUUGCGGCUAGUACUGGGGCGGUAAGAUACGGUAUCUCGGCGAUUCAACGUGGCAACGGGAGGUACGGUCCCGUCACACAGGAACCACACGGGCUGCGGCAAACCCUCCAGAACUCCAGGCCUCCAAUUAUCCAGACAUCCAGCUUCCUCGUCCUUCUUCCUUUCCUUUCUCUCUUCCACCAACAGAAAGAACUCGACGAAAUAAAUAUCGCGGGAGUCCACCAAUUCCCCUUUUUUGAGCUCUUCGUCAUCUACCUACCCCUCCUCCAACUCGCCUUUGGGAUUCUCUGGUUCCAAAGGCCCCAGUCACCACGGCUCACACAGCCGGUUUCCUGCUCCCCCGUCACAUUGUAUCCCCUCGACGUCUUCGAGACACUCUUAACAACAUCCCCCCUCCUGCUACUGCUCCCCCGAGUAUUCACUCCGAUCGGCGCGCCAUUUUCCCACACCCUGACGCCCACUGAGAUUUUCCCCUCACCCAUUGAGCUGCCGCAUAGGACUUCUCUGACGGUUCUUCCUCUUAAGGAGGAAGGGUCUAGGAGGCUUGGUCCAGUCAACUACGGUUGCGAAACUUUUCGCCCUCCCUAGCACGCAGUCGCGUAUCUAAAUCUACCAACUUUUCAUCUUUUUUUUGUCAAGUCAUAUCCCGUGCUCCGUUGCAACACAGGGUUAUGGCACCGACUGCUUGCGUACCUGCUGAAGUAUGCAUGACGAACCUUUAUGACAAACCGGACUUUUAUGUCAAUAAAGGUCUUGAACUCAGCAAUCAUGGAGAGGGCGAACUUUCGCA
Aspergillus versicolor CBS 583.65 is the source of this 991-nucleotide messenger RNA. RefSeq lists its product as uncharacterized. NCBI's taxonomy places the organism in Eukaryota, Fungi, Ascomycota, Eurotiomycetes, Eurotiales, Aspergillaceae. The transcript has 2 exons. The record is from RefSeq and is a predicted model, not a curated record. The coding region runs from base 142 to 789 and encodes 215 amino acids.